ACAAAUUUUCUCCUGGUAAGUUCUUCGCUUCUCUUCUUAAUACUUUUCUUUUUACUCAGAUGCUCUUGCUUUAUUUUUCAGAAAUCAAGAAGAAGACCCCUGAGAAGGGUGUCACGUUUAGUGAGGCCGGGGUAAAGAGGCCCAAGAUUACCGUCAAGUCCACUGACACUGCGGCUCAGGAUGCCGCGAAGGCUGCUGAGGCGCAGCGAAAGGUGGAGGAGGACCGGAAGAGAGAGGAGGAGAAGAAGAGAGUUGUGGAGGAGAAGAGAAAGAAAGAAGAAGAGAGGAAGAAGGUAGAGGAGGAGAGAAAGAAAAAGGAGGAGGAGAGGAAGCAGAGGGCGGAUCAGGAGAGGUUGGCUGAAGUGGCGAGGAAGCAGGCCUUGGAGAAGGAGCUAUCGGCGAAAAAGGCUAUGGAUCAGCCUCUUAAACCUCCAGGCCCUGAGGUCACCAAACCAACCAACACUGGUCCUGUUACUACUUCCAAGGGUUCCAGCCGCUUCUCCUCAAGCGGCGCGAGCUCUGGUGGAGUUGGGGGUUAUAACCCCAAUGUGAUAGGUGCGAAGGACACCGUUGGGGACAUUUACUACAAAACUUACACCGAAGAAGAGCGUGGGGACGCUCCUCACCAGGCCCCCUGGAGUUUAAAACAGAAAGAUACUUUCAUCGAGUUCAGCCCUGCGCGCGAGUGGUUCCUGAACUCCUUUACACCUGCUGAAGUCCAUCGGCAAAGGGCGAAACCUCACGAAAUGUUGUAUCGUACUUAUAUUCUUGGUGAGGCCAACGCUCGUGCUGCCAACCAUCAAAUAGUUCGCGAAUGGCGAACGAUGGUUAGGGAGCGUGCCGACUGGGAGGCUUAUCGCGAGCGUAUGCUGAAACGUAUUGCUGAAUUCGAAAAAUCUAAAACCGCGUUUGGUGAGGAGAGAGCCAAGUUCGAGGCUGACAAGAAGGCUGAAGAGUGGGGCCGCGAGGGGCUGCAGAAAAAACUCCACAAUGUUGAGGAGCAACUGGCCAAGGAGAAGUCCGAGUUUAAGCGUAUAUGCGCCCAAGACAACGAUCGUGCUUAUGCGCUACGACAGAAGAUCGUUGAUCUUGAGGCUAAAGUUGCGGACUUGACCUCAAAGGUGGAGGAAGCGCAGGGUGAAAGAGCUGCCAAGCAGCAGAUGGAGGUUGAGCUGACUGAAGCCAAGGUGCAAUUGUCCAACAAGGACAAGGAUCUCCACGCCAAGGACGUUGAGAUUGCGGAACUCAAACGUCGCUUGAAUGAGCAAAUCGACAGAUGCGAGUCUUUGGAGAUUGACCUUGAGGCUGAGAAGGUCAAGGCUGCUGAUGCUGAGGAGGCGCGUGCUGUCAGCACUGCUGCGCUUAAUGUGGCCCAGACAAACUACUCCGAGACCCAAGGCAUCGUUGAUACGCUUGUCUCGGAGGCUGAAUGGAUGCGCACUCGAGGAGUAGUGCUGGUUGCCAACUCCAUCCUGAAUGCGAGCGAGCUAGACCGCGCCGUAGCGGCUCUGACAGAUGCGGCGCGUGCGGUGGGUCAUCGGGGAGGCUACCUGGAGUGUGCCGAUCACGUUGAGCAGAUGCUUGGGCAGGAAUUUGACAUAAGUCAUUGCUCAGUGACGGAACAUGCUGAUGCUGCACUGGCAAGCGCUGAAAGCUCCUAUGACAACCUUUCCUUGCCUAUCAUGGAGUUGGUUGUUGAGUCGUUGAAGAAAGACGACUGGUGCCAGCGUCUUAAGGCGGUCCUCGAUCCACCAGUCACCGUCGAGUUGUCCGACGAAGAGCUAGUUGGUGAUGAUGGCGGUGAUGGUGAUGAUGAUGGCGACGAUGAUGAUGGCGAAGAUGACGGCAACGAUGAUGAUGGUGAUGAUCGCCGCGAUGAAUAGGAUAGUUUGUUGAAUAGGUGGAUGAUAGGCAUUUGUGCCUUUGUAAUUUCU
This is a messenger RNA of Helianthus annuus (common sunflower), 1934 nucleotides long. RefSeq names its product myosin-6-like. NCBI's taxonomy places the organism in Eukaryota, Viridiplantae, Streptophyta, Magnoliopsida, Asterales, Asteraceae. The record is from RefSeq and is a predicted model, not a curated record. Bases 60 to 1883 code for a protein of 607 amino acids. The transcript has 3 exons.